ACGUAUAUCAGUGACGUCUAUCAAGCCGCUUUGAGUGAAAAAAGUCGGUGCAAGUCGGCGACGAAUAAAGAUUCACUUUUGAGCAUAUGGAAGCAAACGUUACGGAUAGUGUUGGCAAAAUUGUAAUACAUAAAUAACCUUCACAUUCUGAAGUAAAUGCACCCUUGCCUGAAACACGUGACAGCGCGUAGUUGUACGUAUAUAUAUACACUUUCUACAAGUUCUGCAAAUUUUUCAAAAGGAAAACGGACUAAAAUGCGAAACGUGGAAAUAAAAGCAAAGAUAUCAAAUCCUGAGGCUUUAGUAGAAAAAGCUAAAAGGCUAAGCAAAUCUGACGGAGUCAUAAUGAAGCAACACGAUGUUUUCUUUCUUGUAUCUAAAGGAAGGCUUAAAUUACGAAAGUUUGAAAAUGGAACUGGAGAACUUAUAUAUUAUGAACGACCCGAUACCAAAGGUCCAAAAUUAUCAAGCUACUCGAAAGUAGAUUUAAGUGCUGAAGGAGCAGAAGGAGUAAAAGAAGUUUUAUCCCAAGCAUACGGUAUACUUGGUUCGGUAGAAAAGACAAGGCAGUUGUUUAUCGUUGAUCAAACCCGCAUACAUAUCGACAAAGUAUCCAAUCUUGGAGAUUUUAUGGAACUUGAGGUUGUUUUAAGAGAUGAUCAGGAUAUUGCGAUUGGACAAAAGAUAAGUCAAGAUUUAAUGAAGCAGUUAGAAAUUGCUGAAGAGGAUACAAUUUCUGUCGCUUAUUUGGAUUUACUAACCAUUAAAGAAUAGGAUGAUACAUUGUCUUCAAGAAAAGAAAAGAUAUUCUUUGAACAUACUAUUAAAAAAUAAUUUAUAACAUUUUAACAUAUCAGUGUAACAUUGCCAAUUAAUAUUUCAAACCGUUUCAUCGCUUAUGAACAAAUUCAUUUAAUGAUUACAUAACGAUUAUUUAUUUAUGACAAUCAUCGUCUCUAAACAAAAUAAUUAAGUUUUAAUAAAGCACUUAUUGUACUUAUCUUGAACUCAUCUGUUGAUGUGUAAAAGUACCAAACAUAAGUACCAAUUCA
This is a messenger RNA of Orussus abietinus, 1052 nucleotides long. RefSeq lists its product as uncharacterized. The coding region runs from base 157 to 774 and encodes 205 amino acids. The transcript is spliced from 3 exons. The record is from RefSeq and is a predicted model, not a curated record. NCBI's taxonomy places the organism in Eukaryota, Metazoa, Arthropoda, Insecta, Hymenoptera, Orussidae.